Anopheles merus is the source of this 2556-nucleotide messenger RNA. Its product is annotated as protein PAT1 homolog 1-like. Gene Ontology annotation, molecular function: RNA binding. Lineage: Eukaryota; Metazoa; Arthropoda; Insecta; Diptera; Culicidae. Gene Ontology annotation, cellular component: P-body. The record is from RefSeq and is a predicted model, not a curated record. Gene Ontology annotation, biological process: P-body assembly; deadenylation-dependent decapping of nuclear-transcribed mRNA. The coding region runs from base 1 to 2556 and encodes 851 amino acids. The transcript has 4 exons.
AUGAACGCUCUGCUGACUCAGAAACAGAAACUGCUGCUCGAGCUGAAGCACUACGAAAACAACAUCAAGUACAACAAGGAAAUCCUGAGCAACACGAGCGAAAGCAAUCUGGUGCAGAGUGUGCCGGACAACGUCGGCAUCAUACCGUCCAACACGCGGCUACAGAUCGGCAUUUCCACCAGCUACGAUAGCAACGAUAUGAACAUCGACAUCACCGUGUCGACCAACAACUCGACCACGAUUCGUGUCGUGUUGAUCUUUGCUGAUCAGCUGUUCAAGGAGGAAACGCUGAUCGCGCACCUGACGAAGGACGUUUCGCGCAUACUGAUACCGCUCAAGACGCUCAAGGACAAUGCGCAGGACAUUCACAUCAAAGCGUUCGUCGGCUACCCGAGCAGUGUGCAGUUUCACGUGUUUGAACUGACCCGUCAGCUGCCCAAGUUUGCGAUGUACACCAUACCGCACAAUCUGACCGGGUCACCGAAGAGUGUGUUCUGCCGGCGGCGCCGAUGCAAAGAAGACAUCUCGGACGAGGAGGAGUAUGACGCCCUGAAUGACGAAACGUUCGGUGCGGCGGACAAGGGCGACUGGAAGGACAUCCACGAGCAUCUCGUGCGGCUGGAAAGUUGCAGGAAUGGGGGGCGAACCGGUUCCUUCCUUGGGGAGGAUGAGGACGACGGGGGCAGCAGCGACAACAACAACAGCGAGAGCGGCCGUAGCAGUGUGGUGGCCCAAAGCAUUGGCGAUGAGUUCGCGAACAAGCUAUGGCUGGAUCCGAGCAUCUGGGGUAGCCCGGCGAAGGUUCCGGCUCCGGUGCAGCCACCGUACAGCGAUUAUAGGCCCAGCGGUACGCCAUUUUCUGCCCUGCCACCACAGCAGAGCGCCUUUCGACCACCGGAACCGGCGCAUCCGAUCGGGGGAGGUGGCCUGCCGCCAAAACCGCCUCCCUCACUGCCACCGGGCUUGUUUCCACCCAUGAAGAUGCUGUCAGUGGAGGACAUUGAACGAACCAUCAUCCAGCAUCAGCAUCAGCAAAAUCAGCAUCAAAGUAUGCUGCAAAAGCAAAUGUCACAGCAGCAGCAGCAGCAACAACAACAACACCAACUCCAUUACCAUCACAACCAAUUUCACCAGCAGCAGCAGCAGCAGACACUGCAACCAUUCCGCACACCGGCACCGGUCCCGGCCCAACCACCACCACCAGUGAAAGCUCGCGAUCAUUUCACACCCGCCAAGGAGGUAAAGAGUAUGCAGCCGCCGAUCCCGAUGAUCUCCUCGCCAGUAGCAGCACCACCGAUGCUGAACAACGCGAACCGUCUUCCGCUUGGUUUGCUGCCGUACAACAUGCUAGCCGCCCGACCGUACUCGACCCCGAUCAACAACCUGGCGAUGCAUCCGGCAUUCCCGCAGCGCUGCUCGUACGGUUCCCCGCUGCAAGGGUUUCUGGGUGGCCCCGGCCCGGUACAGAUGGGUCCGCCACCGCCGCUACCUCCUCGCCAUCCGGGACCAGCGCCGGGUGGGCCGCCGCCAUUUUUGAUGCAGCGCAGCCCGACGCCCCUGCCGACGAACCAGUUCAACCAGCGGCUGGUGCAGGAAAUUCAACAAAACCAUCCGCUGCUCGCGUUCAACCGACAGCUCGCUGCGGCCAGCACGCUCAGCGUUUGCGGCAAUGGCGUGAACAAAGCAGCCCCGCUAGUAGCCCUGCCAAGGGCGGGUUUUAUGAAGCAGCAGCACCAUUUCCAGCAGCAGCAGCAGCAACGAUCCCGAGUAGGCAAUGGAAUGCCAUCGAGCACUGCAGGCGGCGGGCAGCCAGAGGAGCGCGAUGAGUACGCAAACAUGAUGAGCAAUCGCAACAAGCAGUGGCUAAUCGGGAUAAAGCUGACGCAGCUCAACUCGGACGCACCCUACUUUAACGAUUACUAUUUCACCGUGUACAAGCAGCGGCUGGCAGCGGCGAAGGGCGAGGGCGAUAAUAGGAUCUAUCGCGAAAAUCAGCUCAACCAUCCGUUCACCCAGCCGGAGGAGCAUGCCCAGCUGCUGUUACUGUCGCUGCUGUCGAAGAACGGCAAGAGCGGGCUGCUCGGCACGAACCGCGAACGUCGCAGUUCCGAAUCCCGCUCCAACCCGAACGGCGGUAGCGAGGGAAAGGAUGGCUCAGCGCCGACGGGUGGUGGUCGAGCGUAUACCCCGCUCCAAUUUCAAAAUUCGCUCGGCAAGCUGCAGUGCGGUAGUGUGAUAGCGCCGCGAAAGCUCAUCGACGCCGACGUGAUGGGCAGCGACCAGCUGAACGGAAAUGGCGUGCCGGCACUUGAACCGCCGCCCGCCGCUAUCCAGCGCAAAGCUCGCCAUGUGCUGCUGCUUAUCGAGACGCUGUACAAGUUGGUGCUCAAGCUGGAAGAUCUCGGCAAUCCCGUUGCGAUCGAAGCGAUGAAAGCGCUGCGCGAAAAGAAAAUGCGCAAGCGAACCAGCAGCACCGGCAGCGGCAGCGGUGUGGCGUGUUUGUCAGAAGCGGGCGCCAAGAUUGGCAACGCAUUGAUAAUUAAUCCGAAUUGGUAA